AUGAACAAGCUUGUGCUCGCCCUCUCUCUUUCCACGGCCUCGGCCUUCGUCGGCCCCUCCGUGGUCUCCACGCCGACCGUCGUCGAAGGCGCCAAGGAUGAGCUCGUCGCCCUCGCGGAGUCGAACACGGAUGCCCUCGGCUCGGCCAUCGGCUUCUGGGAUCCCCUCGGCGCCUCGGACCUCGACUUCUUCGGCCUCGAGCUGAGCGGCCGCCUGCCCGCGGGCGCGACGGUGGGCUACCUGCGCCACGCGGAGAUCAAGCACGGGCGCGUCGCGAUGGCCGCGUUCGUCGGCUACUGCAUCCAGGCGAACGGCAUCCACUUCCCCUGGACGCCCUACCCGGGCUUCGAGGAGGGCCUGAGCCCGCCGGAGCAGUGGGCCGCCAUCCCCGCCGCGGGCAAGUGGCAGUUCCUCGUCUUCAUCGGCAUCCUCGAGGCGCUCGGCGAGUCGUUCGCGCCCGGGGAGCACUACAUGGCCGGCGGCCGUCCCGGCGUCUUCCCGUCGCUCAAGGAGCCCAACGAGGAGAUGCUCUCCAAGGGCGUCUACCCCUUCCACGGCUUCCCCCUCGACCUCUACGACCCCUUUGGCACGUUCGCGAACCGCUCGCCCGAGGACAAGGAGCGCGGCCUCCGCGUCGAGGUCAACAACGGCCGCCUCGCCAUGCUCGGCAUCUUCUCCUUCAUCUCCGAGCAGAAGGUCCCCGGCGCCGUGCCCGCCCUCUCGGGCAUCGUCAAGCCCCUCCCGGACCUCGAGAUCAUGGGCCCCUUCGUCGGCACGGACGGCCUCCAGCACAUCUUCGGCUAG
Molecule: messenger RNA, 804 nt
Organism: Aureococcus anophagefferens
Lineage: Eukaryota; Pelagophyceae; Pelagomonadales; Pelagomonadaceae
Gene: LHC62
Product: putative plastid light harvesting protein isoform 62
Exons: 3
Coding region: 1-804 (267 amino acids)
Biological process (GO): photosynthesis, light harvesting in photosystem I; response to light stimulus
Cellular component (GO): membrane
Source: RefSeq, a predicted model, not a curated record